AUGAUGAAUUUAUUAACUUGUUUGGUGUUGAUUUCUUCUAUUGUGGAAAGUCAAGCGUUGGCAAAUUAUCGAAAUAUUGAAAGUUGUUUAGGUCAAAAUGACAACCGAAAUCCAGUUAUAAUCGAUACUGAUGCUGAUGUUGAUGAUUUAUGGGCGAUACUUUACUUAAUUAAAGUUCCAACAGUUAAUAUUCUUGCAAUAACAACUGUUGGUGAUGGAUACAGUUCUCCAUUCUUCUCUACAUCAAAUAUUCUCAGUUUUCUUGGUUUGAUCAAUUGUUCAUACGGUAUUCCAGUUGCGAGCGGACAAAGUGUACCAAUGAUGUCAUCGGGGUGGAACAUCGAUCCGAAAAUUUUAAAUUCUAUCGAUACAUAUUUAACAUCGCCAACUUGCCUUAAUCAGAGCGUGGAUAUUUUUUUACAACCAUCACCAUUCGAAGCAGUGGAAUUGAUUAUAUUUACACUGAAAUAUUCUUCGAAACCUGUUGACAUUUUAGUACUUGGACCUAUGACUAAUAUUGCCGAGGCAAUCAUUCGUGAUCGAUCAAUUGUACCAAAAAUUGGCACAAUCUAUGUAUCGGGUGGUCAAUUUAAAUCUAUGUCAGCUUAUUCAUCAUUGAUACCCAAUCCAAAACUAGGAACAUAUCCUUACUUGAGGAAAACAUCGGAUAGUAGUGAUAAUGUUUUCUUAGAUGUACUUUCUGUUCAACGUGUUGAUGAUAGUGGAGUCAGACAAUUAGUUGCUAUGCCAUCGAUUGUACAAAAUCAAUUGCCUACUAAUCUAACACAACUAAAUAUGAAAUUACGCGAGUGGGACAAUAGCGCAGCUCAACUUAUGGUUCAAAUGCAAAAUAAUCUGACAAAUGGUUUCUGCACAAGAAUACAAAAUGUAAAAUCUCUAUAUGUAUUAUCAGCUAAUGCGGAUCAAUUGUAUGGACAAGGCAUUAGUGAUUCUCCACGAAACGCGAUGAAAAUCAAUGGAUUCUCAGAUUAUAAAAUUUGUACAGAAACUAAUUCGGAUGUGUUUUUAACCGAAUUCUUGACGAGAAUUCAUUCGGGACAAUUACAUUCGUGUAAAAACUCAUAUAAUGAUCGAUUUGAUAUCAAAUUACAACAAUGCUUGAAAAAAUACGCUUUUAACUAA
This is a messenger RNA of Adineta ricciae, 1143 nucleotides long. Lineage: Eukaryota; Metazoa; Rotifera; Eurotatoria; Adinetida; Adinetidae. The record is from the annotation of a GenBank genome assembly.